Molecule: messenger RNA, 1317 nt
Organism: Gadus macrocephalus (Pacific cod)
Lineage: Eukaryota; Metazoa; Chordata; Actinopteri; Gadiformes; Gadidae
Product: amyloid beta A4 precursor protein-binding family B member 1-interacting protein-like
Exons: 7
Coding region: 147-1163 (338 amino acids)
Biological process (GO): signal transduction
Cellular component (GO): plasma membrane; cytosol
Source: RefSeq, a predicted model, not a curated record
CCUCGUCCUCCUCGUCCUCGUCCUCGUCCUCGUCCUCCUCCUCCUCGUCCUGCUCCUCGUCCUGCUCCUCGUCCUGCUCCUCGUCCUGCUCCUCGUCCUGCUCCUCCCACUCCUCCUCGUCCUCUCAGCGGAUCGUCAAGGUGCUGAUGUGCGACGGCAGCUUCAAAAUGCUGCUGGUGGACGAGAGGCAGAGCGUGGGCGGGGUGCUGGAUGUCCUGAUGGAGAAGACCCACUGCGACCGCGCCCUGGACUGGAGCCUGUGUGAGAGCAACCCGGAGCUGCAGACCGAGAGGAUCUUCGAGGACCAUGAGCCGUUAGUAGAGAGGUUGAGUUUGUGGGGCCGCAGCAGUAAGAACACCAUCACUUUUGUCUCCAGGCCUGAGAAAUACUCCCUCUUCAAAGACCCCCAGGUUUUCUACAUGUGGAGAAACUGCAGUGAUGCGCUGGGCAACACUAAAGAAAAAGACAAACAGCUUCUACUGAAGGAGAACUUCGAAGGGGACUCUGUGAGGGUCCCCGACCUGGAGGGGGUACUGUACCAGAAGGAGAGCGGCAAGAGGAAGUGGAAUCAGCGCUUCUUCCUGCUCAGGGCCUCUGGCAUCUACUAUAUACCUAAGGGCAAGAACAAGUCAUCGAUCCACCUCAGCUGCCUGGUCAGAUUUGAAAAUGUGAACAUCUACCGGGCCAGCGGCUACAAACAGAGAUACAGAGCCCCCACUGACUUCUGCUUCGUCCUGAAGCACCCCCACCUCCAGCAGGAGUCAGAGUACACCAAGGUGCUGUGUUGUGAGGACAAACACACCCUCUCCCUCUGGGUCAGCUCAGUCAGAGUGGCCAAGUAUGGAGCCGCCCUGUAUAAGAACUUCCAGGCCGGGGUCCAGCGCUCCGUCACUCAGGCGGCCUCCCUCCACCUCCUCCACCACACGCCUGGCGCUCCACCGGCCACCCCCUGUGCGGUCCGCAGUGGUACGACCCCAGCUCCAGCUGGCAGUACUGCAGUACUCUCUGGAGGGAGCACUGUCUGUGGCAUCCCCGGGGACCACCUCCCUGAACCUCCACCAGACUUCAUCCCACCCGCCCCCCGCAGUGACACCGUCCUGACCGGAGCGCCCUCAUUCCCUCCUCCUCCCCCUCCACCAGACACCAGACACAGUCAUUUAUAGAGGAUCUAUAUGUAUAGAGGAUCUGUAUAUUACUGCCCACCAUUCAAAAAGCCUUCAUGAUACAUGGGAUGAUGAAGAAGUGGAUGUAUUGUUUACCCAAAUUUAUCUGAGCCCAUCCAAAGUCCAAUGGCCACACCUCAACACAAUCCCCUCA